UUGUCGUGCAAACGGAAGAUGCGCCAGUUACUAUUUACGGGCUUCAAUGCAUUUGGGCAGCACAAUGAAAACAACAAAAGCAGUGGCCGCACUUCCGCUCGCGUUAACGGCUUUACAGAAAUAGUCGAACCCGGCAACAAUGAUGAUUCACAACUAAUAGUUGCGUUGAGCUGGCGCUAUACGGCCUAUGCGCUGGGCAGUAAACUGUGGCUGCGUGGCUUGCUUAACUGCGAGCCAAUUGAGUGCCUGGAGCUGGAAGCACCUGCUGCCGUGAGAGCUUUGGCUGCUUGUGAUCAGCAUUGCUUGGUGUUGCUACAAACUGGAGCACUUUUUAAGCUGCUACCCAAAUUGGGCGCCAAUUUGCAGUCCAUAUUGCUAGAGACUGCGGCUAGCACCACGACUGGCACUAAGCGCAAUAUAUUUGGCCAAGCCAAAACGGAGACUGCCAACGUUAUAACACAUAUUGCCUGCGGCUCACACAUUAAUGUAGCUGUUAGUGCUGCAAAUGCUGUCUAUAGCAUUCCCAGUUUUCUGCAUCAAUUUCCACAGCGUCAAUGGCGUGUGCAACAGUUGACAUGUGGCAAUGAGCAUGCGCUUUUGCUCAAUGGCAAUGGCGAUGUCCAUGCCUGGGGUAGUGGACUACGCGGACAAUUGGGCCAGCAGACGCUUAGUGUGGAAGAAACGCCGCAGCUUGUUGAGGCGCUAGCUGGCAUCAAAAUAACACACAUUGCCGCUGGCGCUUGGCACUCGGCAGCAAUCUCUGCUUUUGGCGAUUUGUAUACCUGGGGUUAUAACUCAAAUGGUCAGCUGGGCAUGCGCGUUAUGAAGCGUGAUAGUCUGCUCAAAGAGCCUGCAGUUUAUCCACUGCCACAGCUGCACGAUUUGCCAGCUUGUUGUGCUCAGUUGGAGGACGACGCAGCUGCUGCUGCUGAUGAAGCUUGCGCUCCUCUCAAAGUAUUUUGUGGUGCUAGGCAUACAUUGAUUAUGCGUCGUUGUGGCCGCUUGUGGGCCUGUGGUUGGUGUGCACAUGGUCAGCUGGGCACGCACAUAAGCCAGCUGAACUAUUUGGAUGCAUUUGAGGCUGUUAAUGAUGUUUGUAAGGAUGAAAGUUAUGAUGUUAUAUGUGGACCUUGGGCAACUAUAUUGAUGUGCAUGUAAGUAAAGUAUGCAUAUUGCAUGUAUAUCAGAGUGUGUCCAAUGAAUCAAUAAAUAUAUAUUA
This is a messenger RNA of Drosophila busckii, 1219 nucleotides long. Its product is annotated as RCC1 domain-containing protein 1. Lineage: Eukaryota; Metazoa; Arthropoda; Insecta; Diptera; Drosophilidae. Bases 19 to 1158 code for a protein of 379 amino acids. The record is from RefSeq and is a predicted model, not a curated record. The transcript has 4 exons.